This is a messenger RNA of Acipenser ruthenus (sterlet), 5952 nucleotides long. Its product is annotated as zinc finger protein 271-like. Gene Ontology annotation, biological process: regulation of transcription by RNA polymerase II. Gene Ontology annotation, molecular function: RNA polymerase II cis-regulatory region sequence-specific DNA binding; DNA-binding transcription factor activity, RNA polymerase II-specific. Lineage: Eukaryota; Metazoa; Chordata; Actinopteri; Acipenseriformes; Acipenseridae. The record is from RefSeq and is a predicted model, not a curated record. Bases 577 to 3039 code for a protein of 820 amino acids. The transcript has 3 exons.
ACUUGAAUUAACCUGAUAUACUUCUAAAAACAUUAUCAGGGGUAUCGCGUUAGUGUUUGAACAUCUCACUCGGAAGAAGAGGACGGGAAAUAUCAAUAUAAUUACACGAAACACAGAUUAUAUAUCUGCGUGAAACUCGCCGCAUCGACGCUGCUGCAGCCUGAUAGAGAAAGGACUAUACCAACUCCGGCAUGGGGGAGGGGUUACCUGAAUUCAAAUUGUAUUCACUGGAAAAACUAGAGCUACAAACAGCUCGUUUACGGUGAUACAAUUGAAAGUGUUGUUUAUUUUUAAUUAAAAGGUCUCCGAUAUGACAAUUUCCUUUGCGGUUCAUAUUAGAUGAAUUGUUAAACCGCGCUGAUCGGUUUGUAUUUUGUGAUUGGUAUAUUCCUCGUCCUGUGGGAGACAGACCCGUUCAGACACUGAGGGAGAGCAGAGAGGAGAUCUGAAGAGCAGAAAGGACACAUUCACUGAGGAGACGGUCAGAGCGAGUGACUGGAGCACUAGAGCCGUGCUGCACAUCCCACUGACAAUACCUGAAGACUGCUUUAUCCUGGUGAAAGCCAAGGAACAAAAAUGGAGUCUGUUUACAUUAAACAGGAGGUGGUUCUGGAAUUGGUACCUGUGUGCAUUAAACAAGAAAUGCCUGAACUGGAGCCUGUCCACAUUAAAGAAGAGACUGAACUGGAGCCUGUCCACAUUAAAGAAGAGACUGAACUGGAGCCUGUCCACAUUAAAGAAGAGACUGAACUGGAGCCUGUCCACAUUAAAGAAGAGACUGAACUGGAGCCUGUCCACAUUAAAGUGGAAGAGACUGAACUGGAGCCUGUCCACAUUAAAGAAGAGACUGAACUGGAGUCUGUCCACAUUAAAGAGGAAGAGACUGAACUGGAGCCUGUCCACAUUAAAGAAGAGACCGAACUGGAGCCUGUCCACAUUAAAGAAGAGACUGAACUGGAGCCUGUCCACAUUAAAGAAGAAGAGACCGAACUGGAGCCUGUCCACAUUAAAGAAGAGACUGAACUGGAGCCUGUCCACAUUAAAGAAGAGGAGACUGAACUGGAGCCUGUCCACAUUAAAGAAGAGACUGAACUGGAGCCUGUCCACAUGAAAGAAGAGACUGAACUGGAGCCUGUCCACAUUAAAGAAGAGACUGAACUGGAGCCUGUCCACAUUAAAGAAGAGACUGAACUGGAGCCUAUCCACAUUGAAGAAGAGACUGAACUGGAGCCUGUCCACAUUAAAGAAGAGACUGAACUGGAGCCUGUCCACAUUAAAGAAGAGACUGAACUGGAGCCUGUCCACAUUAAAGAAGAGACUGAACUGGAGCCUGUCCACAUUAAAGAAGAGACUGAACUGGAGCCUGUCCACAUUAAAGAAGAGACUGAACUGGAGCCUAUCUACAUUGAAGAGGAGUCUAUUCACUUGUUGUUUAAGGGUUCAGAAAAUAUAUACCGGCCAAAGAUAUCACAUCAAUGUACUGGAUAUGAAAAGAGCUUCAGUCAGUCAGGAAACCUAAAAAUACACCAGCGAAUUCACACUGGAGAGAAGCCGUAUCACUGUAGUGAAUGUGGGGUGAGCUUCACGGUGUCAGGAAGCCUAAAAAUACAUCAGCGAAUUCACACUGGAGAGAAGCCAUAUCACUGUACUAAAUGUGGGGUGAGCUUCAGUCAGAUUGGAAGCCUAAAAGCACACCAGCGAAUUCACACUGGAGAAAAGCCUCGUCACUGUUCUGAAUGUGGAAAGAGCUUCAGUCAAUUAGGACACCUAAAAUCACAUCAGCGAAUUCACACAGGAGAGAAGCCAUAUCACUGUAAUGAAUGUGGGCAGAGCUUCAAUCAGUUAGGAGUCCUAAAGAGACACCAGCGAAUUCACACUGGAGAGAAGCCAUAUUACUGUUCUGAAUGUGGGAAGAGCUUCCGUCAGUCAGGAGACCUAAAAGCACAUCAGCGAAUUCACACUGGAGAGAAGCUGUAUCACUGUACUGAAUGUGGGGAACGCUUCAGUAGGUUAAAAGACCUUAAAAAACACCAGCAAAUUCACACUGGAGAGAAGCCGUAUCACAGUACUGAAUGUGGGGAGAGCUUCAAUCAGUUAGGUGACCUAAAAAGACACCAGCGAAUUCACACUGGAGAGAAGCUGUAUCACUGUACUGAAUGUGGGGAACGCUUCAGUAGGUUAAGAGACCUUAAAAAACACCAGCAAAUUCACACUGGAGAGAAGCCGUAUCACAGUACUGAAUGUGGGGAGAGCUUCAAUCAGUUAGGUGACCUAAAAAGACACCAGCGAAUUCACACUGGAGAGAAGCUGUAUCACUGUACUGAAUGUGGGGAACGCUUCAGUAGGUUAAGAGACCUUAAAAAACACCAGCAAAUUCACACUGGAGAGAAGCCGUAUCACAGUACUGAAUGUGGGGAGAGCUUCAAUCAGUUAGGUGACCUAAAAAGACACCAGCGAAUUCACACUGGAGAGAAACCAUAUCACUGUACUAAAUAUGGGGUGAGCUUCAGUCAGAUUGGAAGCCUAAAAGCACACCAGCGAAUUCACACUGGAGAAAAGCCUCAUCACUGCACUGAAUGUGGAAAGAGCUUCAGUCAAUUAGGACACCUAAAAUCACACCAGCGAAUUCACACAGGAGAGAAGCCAUAUCACUGUAAUGAAUGUGGGCAGAGCUUCAAUCAGUUAGGAGUCCUAAAGAGACACCAGCGAAUUCACACUGGAGAGAAGCCAUAUUACUGUUCUGAAUGUGGGAAGAGCUUCCGUCAGUCAGGAGACCUAAAAGCACAUCAGCGAAUUCACACUGGAGAGAAGCUGUAUCACUGUACUGAAUGUGGGGAACGCUUCAGUAGGUUAAGAGACCUUAAAAAACACCAGCAAAUUCACACUGGAGAGAAGCCGUAUCACAGUACUGAAUGUGGUAAGAGCUUCAGUCAGUUAGGAAGCCUACAUAUACACAAGCGAAAUCACACUGGAGCCAGCCUCCCUCCCUCUCAGUCCCUCACCUCUCCACCCUGCUUGUUUGAGUGUGUGGAGAGCUGACUGAUUCCUUGUCUCUCUCUCACCCUGCAGUAAAUGAAAGGGGUCCCCAGGAGUGAGAGCCAGCCUGAAUCCAGAGACACUGAGAAGGGGAGCGUGUCAAACUGAAGGAGACAGACCCAUUCUUUCAGAAUGAACUGGACAGCCCUGGGAUUCAGCUCCACUCCUGCCCCUGAAUUGGAAAUGAAUCUCACUCAUCAUGCUGUGAGGAUUUAGGACAGUUACAGGGUCAUUCUACUUAAGGGACACAGUGGAAAUAUGCCAAGCUUUUUCUUUGAACAAUUAUAUGUGUGAUAUAAACCCAACACAUUACACUCAGCUGCCAAUAACAUUUAUGAUAUUUUUAAAAUGUAAUUUGAGCUAUAAAUGGCAUUACUGUUCCAAUGUCAGUGAUUACAGUAUACAAUACAUAAGUGAAUUGUUUAAAAGCACCCAAAACUAAGAAUAUCUUCAUGGGUGUGGCAGCAAUGUGUGCUUCAUCUAACUAGUAUGGCCUCUAAGCUCUUGCACCAGUGCAGACACAAGCUGGAGCAACCUUGUGUUUUUUGUUUUUAUUUUAGGUGGUGCAAACUUUGCACUGGAGCAAAAGCUGUUUUGGUUUUGCAUGAAUUUGAAUGAAUGAAUCUGCUUUGCUGAGUGUUUAAAUACUGAGAAACUCCAAGCUUACUGUCUACUGGAGCCCUGCUUCAGUGCAAUGAGAUUGAAAUACAAUGUGUAGAUUGUAUAUCCAAUUAUUGUGACAGACCACAAUAUUAGACCUGUAUAAAUAUAAUACUGUAAAACAUGAAAGGUGAGCAAGCAAACAAUUUUCACUAAUGUUACAUUUGUUACAAAUCUGCAGAACCUACAUGCAGCAACAUUACCAUCAUUACUACAUUCAUAGUUUAUACAGUUUAUGAAUAAUUGAUCGAAACAAUCUGCAGAAUGAAGUUGCCUCAGACUGUUUGACAGUAACAGAGCUGGUGCUUUUGUGGAAUCACCAUUAGCUGUUUUAUUCUUUUUGGCUUGUUUGUUUGUAUUUUGUAUCGGUAUGCUAUCAUUAGAGUGAUAACACCUGAUACAUCCUGAGGCAAGCUUAGCUAUUUAGAAAGGGUUUCAUUAAAAUUGAAUUUCCUGUACAUUUUCCAGUAUCUCUGUAUAUAAAGGGCACAUGUUUCCAUUACCUCUGUAUGUAAAAGGUUUCUCAUUUUUAAACUGUCAAUGAUUCCUGAGAGAGAUCUGCAGUGGAACUGAACAAACCCAAGGGAGACAUUGAAAAAUACAAGCUUGUCAAAGGGGGAGAUGCUGCUGCAGGUUUGAUCAUACUGGCUUCAUGAAAUGAGAAAAGGAAUUCCCUCUGUGUCCUGGAAUUCCUUUGCUAGUGUAUCAUGAUGUAAGCCCUGGAGUGUGGGCUCAGUCUUCAUGAAAUGAGAAAUGGAAUUCCUUUGCUAGUGUCUCAUGAUGGAAGCCCUGGAGUGUGGGCUCAGUCUUCAUGAAAUGAGAAAUGGAAUUCCUUUGCUAGUGUAUCAUGAUGUAAGCCCUGGAGUGUGGGCUCAGUCUUCAUGAAAUGAGAAAUGGAAUUCCUUUGCUAGUGUCUCAUGAUGUAAGCCCUGGAGUGUGGGCUCAGUCUUCAUGAAAUGAGAAAUGGAAUUCCUUUGCUAGUGUUUCAUGAUGUAAGCCCUGGAGUGUGGGCUCAGUCUUCAUGAAAUGAGAAAUGGAAUUCCUUUGCUAGUGUAUCAUGAUGUAAGCCCUGGAGUGUGGGCUCAGUCUUCAUGAAAUGAGAAAUGGAAUUCCUUUGCUAGUGUCUCAUGAUGUAAGCCCUGGAGUGUGGGCUCAGUCUUCUCUGCUGCCUGCUUGUUCUCAGUGUGUGAGUUCAGCUGCAUUUCCAGUGUCCUGAGCUGGGCUUUGAACCCACUGGAGACGCAGCUGAGAACAAGCCAGACCCACGACUUGUUUUAGAUCAAAUAAGAUAAGAAACCUUAUACACAGAACUCUGUUUUAUUGAUGUUUUUUCUAUGAAUGUAUUACUUCGAAUCUCUUUGCAUUGUGUUGCAAUUUAGACAUUGUCACAUUUCAUAUUAAAAAUCACAGCUAAGUCUGUUAGAAAUAGACUACAGAUAUGACCAGAGGUUUUGCCUCACUCUAUAGAAUGAACUAAUUUUGCUUCAUAAAGUUGAAUGAAACCUGCUGAAUAAUGUUACGUUAACAUAUUGAAUCAAACACCGCUUUGUAGUUUUCCAUUUACUUAAUGAAAAACUGACAAAUUGAAAAACGUGACAUUUUGGAAUCUAACAUGAAAUGCAGUACUAGUAUUUUUGGCUUCUACUAGAGUUUUGUUAUAUAGUUUUGUAGUUUCUUUGAUUUACAUGAUGUUAAAUAAAAUAUCUAAACUAUGUCCAUAUGUUUUGUUUUAAUGCAUUUGAGUUGAGAAUCCUAAACUUUUACGUUUUAACUACGGCUAUGAACAAAAGUUUUGCAUCACCCGAUAAGAUGAAAUAAUUUUGCUUCAUAGUUGAAUGAAAGCUGCUGAAUAAUGUUACAUUAACAUAUUAAAUUACACACUGCUUUGUGUCUGUAUGCUUAAAAAAGCUGAGAAAUUGAAAUCUAACAUGGAAUACUGUACAAUGAUGGCUUCCAGGAGACUUGCGAUCUCAUUGUGUAGUUUAAUUGAUACUUCAUGAUAAAUAAAGUAUCUAAAUUAUGUUUUCUUUUAAUUGUCUCAAUCCUAAAAUUCUAGGUGAUGCUAAACUUUUGUCCGACCUGUACAUAUAAAUCAGCACUGCCAUUAAAGUAGAAUGUUUAAAUCUUUAUAUAUUGUGUGUCGAUUGCAUUCUAUCAGACAGUGUGAAGUGUAGAUGAUGCUAUUAAAAGAGAACACCUUUACACAUUUCACUAUUCAGAAGCCACUAAUAAACUUUGCAUUGAUUUUACACUGAA